This is a messenger RNA of Funneliformis caledonium, 1226 nucleotides long. NCBI's taxonomy places the organism in Eukaryota, Fungi, Glomeromycota, Glomeromycetes, Glomerales, Glomeraceae. The record is from the annotation of a GenBank genome assembly.
AUGUUGUCUGAUAAAAUCUUGGAUGAAGUUCGAUAUACUAAUUACUGGAGAAGGCCUCUUACGGAAUGGGGGAUAGAAACGUGGGAUGAUUUUUUCUUUGAAGAAAUUCAAAAGUCAACAAGAAAGUCACACCAGGCUCUUGAAAAUCCAUCAUUUGAAGGCAUAUUGGAGGUAGUUGCCUCUCUCAAGCGAAACCAACGUAUCCCAGGAUCGUCAACUUUAACUGAUGCCCAGGAGCCGAAUUUACAAGAUAUCAUCUUUAGUUCUAACCCUAAUAAUGAACUGUUUGUCACAGAGGAAUCCGCUCUAUAUAUCCGGCAAGCUUAUAAGGAUUUGUAUCGAAUUGUCACCGAUCCCGAUCCCGAUCCCAGGUUUCUCAUAACUGGCACGUCGGGUAUUGGCAACUUACUUUACUGUUUCGAGAAUUCAAAUCUCAUUGUUGGAAAAAUUGAGGAUAUUUUGAACCGCCUCUACCUUUCCGAAACAUGGUACCUAGUGGACAGUGUAGCUCCCGCUUUGGUCAAAGCAAGGACAGUGGUUGCUGUAUCACCAAAUAGCUUCAAAGAUCAAUUUCAAGAGUUUUCUAAGCGAGUCGUGAAUAAGUAUUGUAUGCCACCAUGGACGAUGGAAGAGCUUUUAACCUGCCGGCAACAUGUCUUUUCGCAGGUUCCAGAAAAUUUGAUGCUUGAUCUCGCUGACAAGGCCGGAGGGGAGCCACGAUAUAAAUCUAUGGAACGCAUUGAAGAAGCUAUUUUAGAGAUCAAAAACUUCAACGAUCUUAUACUAUGCUUUACCGAAAUGCCAGCUUUGUUAAAAUCAGUAACCGAAUUAUUCACCGAUGGCCGGAUCCUUCUUACGAAGAUUACCACUUUGAAUGGGCUUCGAAAUCCUUUAGACCUCAUCAACGCUAGGGGAAUUAUGUUUGAAUUAUAUGUAAUACAUCUAGAGAAUAAUCGUAGAGAGAGAAUAAACAUACAAAUUCAAGAAAAAAACAUUAAAUACGUCCGAACUGCACAGAAUAUUUCCAAUUAUAACGAUGAUGAUGUGGUUAUCCGACCAACCGUGAAAAAUUUUGGUGCGGUAGAUCUAUUCGUCAUGCCAGAUUAUGUUUUUCAAAUUACGGUGUCUAAAAAACACCCCAUCAAACAAAAAGAGCUAGUCAAAAUACAGAGGGUUAUCAAAAGUUUCGAACGCGACUUUUGGAACGCGAUUGCUAUACAAAAAAG